CACUUCCGGCCUGCCCUGCCCCGCGUCUCCCGUCUUCUCCUUCCGUCCUCCAUCUCCGGCUGUAGAGGACACGGGCCGUCUCGGGAUGUUGGCUGCUAGGGCAUUCAGCCUUAUUGGCAGGCGUGUUUUGUCCACUUCUGUUUGUGCAAGAACCCAUGGACAUGAAGUUACAAAAGCACCACAUUAUACUCAGCCCGUAUAUGAGGACUACCCUCUUAUUCCUUUGCCGGAUAUUCCGUUUAUACAAGACCUGAGCGCGGAGCAAAAAGCUCUGAAAGAGAAAGAGAAGGGCUCUUGGGCCGCCCUUUCCCCGGAUGAGAAGAUUGCUCUCUACCACCUCAAAUUUGACAAAACAUUUGCUGAAAUGCUGAAGCCAUCGAAUAACUGGAAGACUGCGAUCGGUUUAGCUGGCUACAUGGUUGGCCUUGCGGCUUUCUUUUUCAUUUGGGAGGUCCUAUACGUCCUGAAACCAGUCCCCCACACUUUAUCAGAGGAUUGGAAGGCCAUGGAGCUCCAGAAGCAUCUGGAUAUGAAACCGGACCCAAUUACCGGCCUUUGCUCCAAGUGGGAUUAUGAGAAGAAAGAAUGGAAAAAAUAAAAGCCUUCAGGAGCCCCGACCUUCUCUCGGGGGGGUGAAAGUCUGAAACCAUUUCUUCAUCUCUAGGUUGUUGCCCUGCUUCUGCCUAUGAUGACAUAGAAUCCUAUCCUUCCUUAAAGCAUAACAAUUUAUGUACCUGGAAAUGUUGAACUGUUCUUACAGGUUAAUGUGCAGAAUUGCUCCUAAACUAAAUCCUGUUCGCAUUUUGUUUUUGGGUUUUUUUUGCAGGAAGAUUAAAAAUUACAGUAAACAAAAAA
Messenger RNA from Protobothrops mucrosquamatus (brown spotted pit viper), 855 nucleotides. RefSeq names its product cytochrome c oxidase subunit 4 isoform 1, mitochondrial. Gene Ontology annotation, biological process: mitochondrial electron transport, cytochrome c to oxygen. The transcript has 5 exons. The record is from RefSeq and is a predicted model, not a curated record. Bases 86 to 598 code for a protein of 170 amino acids. Lineage: Eukaryota; Metazoa; Chordata; Lepidosauria; Squamata; Viperidae.